UCAUUUUCCAUCUGGAUGGACAAUCGUAAGUAUCCCUGUAACCAGUUCUAUGUUCAGAUUAUGAGAAAAAACAAGGCGGGAGAAUAUAUAAAUGCCACCAAUGCGUAUAAAUACGAAGAGGAAGAAUGCGCAAAGAGCAGUCGAGGUCUGCGUUUCCUACUAUUAUUACCGAUACCAUUGUCGCGCCGGGACAUAUCAACUCUUGUGCACGGCCAUUGUCAGUCCGAAAGGAAAAUGUUUGUAGCAACUGUUACUUUGGCAUUUGUCGUAGCUUACGUGUCGGCGGAAAUACCCUCCUAUAUUCACGUGUGCGGCCGCAAGGAUCCGAACCUCGAUGAAUGCAUCUUGAAGAAUGUUGAGAAUCUCAGAAGUAAAAUAUGCGAGGGCAUACCGGAGCUUAACGUUGAACCACUUGAACCGCUGUACAUCGACAAAAUUGACAUUAUCAGCACAGACAAUCUCAAAAUAUCCGUCACGGACGUGUACAUAAGCAACCUCUGCAAUUACGAAAUAAAAUAUUUCCACUUGGACCUCGCGAAGAAACAUUUCGACGUUGAACUUUUAUUUAAGCGAAUCUAUAUCAACAUGACGUACGGCAUGGACGCGAGAAUAUUGGUGCCUGUUGCCAUGAAAGGGAAAAUCGGUAUUACCUCAGAUAACGUGGAGGCGAAAGCAGGCAUUGACCUAAAAGUGAUAAAUAAGAACGGCAAGGAAUACGUAUACGUGUCGAAUAUAAACCUGGAUAUCGAUAUCAAAGAAUACAAGGCGGAUCUCAGCUCGAUUAACGACAGAGACUUAGCCCUGAUGCGUCAACUAAGUGAAAACGUCAUAAGCAAUAACCAACAGGAGAUGCUCAGGAUGUUGAAGCCGGUCCUCGAGGAUGUCGUUUCCAAGCAAAUCUUUCGCUUUGCCAACGCGAUAGUUAAACAUUUCACUUACGACGAGCUCUUCCCCGACCGAACAUAAGUCUUCCUGCCUUCUUCUUCUUUCGUCCAACUUGAGCGUCGUCGGGUAUGUAUCCACUUCGCUUUAAGCAUAGCACUAGAAUGGACGAAUCAAAGAUGGAUGAGUAACUGUUGUUCUUACUGUACAGUUUUACUUUGAAUAUCUUCGAGAUUUCUUCAACAAAUUGUAUGUAUCUUCUGCUCAACAAAUACUCGAAAUCGGGCAAUAAAAAACACAAAAUGUUUCAUUA
This is a messenger RNA of Harpegnathos saltator (Jerdon's jumping ant), 1195 nucleotides long. RefSeq lists its product as uncharacterized. NCBI's taxonomy places the organism in Eukaryota, Metazoa, Arthropoda, Insecta, Hymenoptera, Formicidae. The record is from RefSeq and is a predicted model, not a curated record. The coding region runs from base 16 to 966 and encodes 316 amino acids. Gene Ontology annotation, biological process: multicellular organismal reproductive process. The transcript has 4 exons.